AUGUACUCACUUGCUAUUCUUGUAGCACUAUUUGGAGCUGUUUAUGGACAAACACAGCACUUGUGUGACAGGACAUGCACAUCCCAAUACAGCCCAGUAUGUGGAAGUGACCAUCACACAUAUAGCAAUUUGUGUCGCCUGCAAAUUGCUGAGUGUUACGCACGACUGAAUGGCCAUCACAUGACCCUGUCGCAUUCUGGAAGUUGCAGUUCCUCAUCGGCUCACCAUACAUCUUACAACUAUGCGUGCGAUUCAAUUUGUGACGAUGAAGUUACCGACGGAGAAGUGUGUGGAACUGACGGCGUCACCUACGACAGUCAUUGCGACUUUGACAACGCAAGAUGCCUGGCACAGCAGCAGCAUGGUUCAUUGAGCAUACGUCACACUGGUCAGUGCACUCAAACUGAUUUGGACUGCCCAAUCCAUUGUGACCCUAACGAUCUUAGUCCUGUUUGUGCUAUGGGAAACCACACCUAUAAAAACAUGUGCUACCUGAAGCAACUCCAGUGUAGGUAUGUCCACAUUCCAUCUAUAGCGGAGCGUUACGCGUUCGUACACAACGGAUCAUGUGACGGCGUGGAUGUUUCCAAAACUUACAAGCUGGACUGUAGCCCCUACCAUGCAAACGCUCAGAUCGCAGUGGAAGGUGAUCAACAACAAAACCUGCUGUUGAACUGUGACCACACGCACAACCCCAUCUGUGGCACCGACCUGCGAACUCACCUCAAUUUGUGUUACUACUGUCAUAGCAUGGCCCAUAGCCACAAACUCGGUGUCGACCAAACCGUGGAAGUUAUUGCAGAGACUGCUUGUCCAUCCUACCUUUCACCACACAUAGUUGUUGGUUAA
Molecule: messenger RNA, 849 nt
Organism: Ylistrum balloti
Lineage: Eukaryota; Metazoa; Mollusca; Bivalvia; Pectinida; Pectinidae
Product: four-domain proteases inhibitor-like
Exons: 7
Coding region: 1-849 (282 amino acids)
Biological process (GO): cell differentiation; multicellular organism development
Molecular function (GO): protein binding
Source: RefSeq, a predicted model, not a curated record